GGACGUGCCCACGCCGUCCCGCCCUUCCAAGCCCUAGCUGGGGCAACUUGCGGAAGACACGCAACAGGCCGUGCCGGUGCGGCGCGUGGGACGCCGGUCGGGCUGAGAGGUGCAGCAACGGAGGGCCGGGGCCUAAUUGGUUUGCAUUUCCUCCCUACUUGUGAACAAUGCCGAAGAAAGUGAAGCGCACAGGGGAUGAGGACGAAGAAGAGGAGUCUGUUCCUCGAAAGCAGAUGAGGGAGGAGCUGCCUGAGGCGCUUUCUGUAUUAAACUUUGACAGUCCCAGUAGUUUCUUUGAAAGUUUAAUCUCACCCAUCAAAGUAGAGACUUUCUUCAAGGAAUUCUGGGAACAAAAGCCCCUUCUCAUUCAGAGGGAUGACCCUUCACUGGCCAAAUAUUACCAGUCUCUGUUCAGCCUCUCAGAUCUGAAGAGACUCUGCAAGAAAGGGCUAUACUAUGGAAGAGACGUGAAUGUCUGCCGGAGCGUCGGUGGGAAGAAGAAGGUUUUAAAUAAGGCUGGCAGAGCACAUUUUCUUCAGCUGAGAAAAGAUUUUGAUCAGAAGAGGGCAACAAUUCAGUUUCACCAACCGCAGAGAUAUAAGGAUGAGCUCUGGCGGAUCCAGGAAAAGCUGGAAUGUUACUUUGGGUCCUUAGUAGGCUCGAAUGUGUACAUGACUCCUGCAGGAUCUCAGGGCCUCCCUCCACAUUACGAUGAUGUUGAGGUUUUUAUCCUGCAGCUGGAGGGAACGAAACACUGGCGCCUGUACUCCCCAACUGUGCCCCUGGCCCACGAGUACAGUGUGGAGUCUGAGGACCGGAUCGGCACACCAACACAUGACUUCCUGCUGAAGCCUGGAGAUUUGCUGUACUUCCCCAGAGGGACCAUUCAUCAGGCCGAAGCUCCUUCAGGACUGGCCUACUCUAUUCACCUGACUAUUAGCACCUACCAGAACAAUUCAUGGGGAGACUGCCUUUUGGAUUCCAUUUCGGGGCUUGUAUUUGACAUUGCAAAGGAAGAUGUGACAUUAAGAAGUGGAAUGCCCCGGAGGAUGCUCCUGAAUGUGGAAACCCCAGCUGAUGUAACAAGGAAGUUGAGUGGCUUUCUGAGGACUCUUGCAGACCAGCUCGAGGGCAGAGAAGAGCUGCUGUCAUCAGAUAUGAAGAAGGACUUCGUCAAGCACAGGCUCCCUCCUUUCUUCCAGGGAAAUGGAACGGAGACGGUGGACCCAGGUAAAAAGUUGCCAAGGUUGGACAACAUAAUAAGACUGCAGUUCAAAGAUCACAUUGUCCUCACAGUAGGGCCAGAUAAGAAUCCAUCCGAUGAAGCUCAACAAAAGAUGGUUUACGUCUAUCAUUCUCUGAAGAAUGUGAGACAGAUGCACAUGAUAGGAGAAGAGGAGGAAUCUGAGAUUUUCGGUCUUCGCUUUCCUUUAUCACAUGUGGAUGCUCUGAAGCAAAUCUGGUGCGGGUUACCAAUUCGUGUUAAGGACCUGAAACUUGACACAGAUGAAGAAAAGGAGAAUCUGGCACUGUCACUCUGGACGGAGUCUUUAAUCCAAGUACUCUAGUACCUUUAUGCAGACUUUCAGUGAGCGGGGAAGGGGGCUGGCGCUCUGGUUAGUACUCUGGGUGGGGGUAUAGUUACCUGGAGGAGCAGGGAGAAGAAGCUGGCUCAUGUCCUUGUGGACACAAGAGCGAAAACAGGAAAUUAUUAGGCAUCCCAGACUCUGAUAAAACGAUACUUCGGACAAGUUUAUUUAAUCCAGUGUUGUAGAAAAGGCACAACUCCAGUACAUGUGUCAUAAAGAAUUAUGUCACUAACCUGGCUUGUCUUGGUUCUUUGGAAGAAAUAACUCCUUUAAAGAGCAUCCUGGGCUCCAAAAAUACUUUCUAACAAUUACAAUGAAAAUAUACAGAUCUUUGAGCAUACAUGACCCCUUCCCCAUUAAAAUAAACACGUUUCAUGUAAUACUGCCACACCCAUGCGAGGUACCCAGCAUCUGUGGACAUGCAGAGCUUUCAGGUGCUACUUGGAAGACGACAGAAGGGCCAGGAUAUACAUGGAAAGACCAAGUGUAUAAAAAAUAAAGUAGAUGGUGGCUCU
Mus pahari (shrew mouse) is the source of this 2104-nucleotide messenger RNA. It is a transcript of the gene Riox2, whose product is annotated as ribosomal oxygenase 2. Gene Ontology annotation, cellular component: nucleolus. Bases 168 to 1568 code for a protein of 466 amino acids. Lineage: Eukaryota; Metazoa; Chordata; Mammalia; Rodentia; Muridae. The transcript has 10 exons. Gene Ontology annotation, molecular function: histone H3K4 demethylase activity; histone H3K36 demethylase activity. The record is from RefSeq and is a predicted model, not a curated record.